AAGUGACCAGUCAUGUCGAAUAAUGCUACAUUAUCACUUUCUAACCUGUGAGUCUAAUUGAUCUCCACACAUUCAGGAUCUUCAUCUACGUACCAGCUCAAUUGUCACUUAUAUAAUCCAACCAAAAAAAAGAGAAAUAGAUAACAUAAAAAAGGGAUAAAGUGAAAAAUAAAAUAGUAGUUCAUAUCCCUCUACCAUUUUUAUUUUUGUAAAAAAAAUAUUUGAUUGAAAUUUUAAGAUGUUGGAAGGGAAAGCAAUAAUUGGAGACACAGAUAUGUUGGCAGCUAUGCAACAACAUGCAUUACAUUUAGCUGCAAAAGCACUUGACUUCUUUGAUGUCACUGAGCCUACUGAUAUUGCACGUCUGCUUAAAAAGGAAUUUGAUACUAUGUAUGGACCAGGUUGGCAGUGCAUAGUAGGGACAGACUUUGGUUCAUUUGUAACACAUUGCUACGGCUGUUUCAUCCAUUUCUACAUUGGCAGCCUUGCUAUUUUGCUCUUUAAGGGCUCUGCUGCUCUCGAGGACCCCAAAGCCGAAGCCGAGGCCGACCGAUUUUCUGUGCUGCAGGAAAUAGCGUGAAGUCACUCUCUAUUUUAUACUCGCGACCAGGACCUAUAUACUCCAAUGUAUAAUAUUAGGAAAAUAUGCCAAAAAAAAAGAAGAAAAAAAAAAAUGUACACAUCUGUUUUCUCAUUUCUCUCUUCACAUCUAUGAGUAUAUAUAUAUGUCAAUUCAAUCUUUUUUCCUA
Messenger RNA from Capsicum annuum, 749 nucleotides. Its product is annotated as dynein light chain 1, cytoplasmic. Gene Ontology annotation, biological process: microtubule-based process. Gene Ontology annotation, cellular component: dynein complex. Bases 239 to 580 code for a protein of 113 amino acids. NCBI's taxonomy places the organism in Eukaryota, Viridiplantae, Streptophyta, Magnoliopsida, Solanales, Solanaceae. The transcript has 2 exons. The record is from RefSeq and is a predicted model, not a curated record. Gene Ontology annotation, molecular function: dynein intermediate chain binding; dynein light intermediate chain binding.